Penicilliopsis zonata CBS 506.65 is the source of this 285-nucleotide messenger RNA. RefSeq lists its product as hypothetical. NCBI's taxonomy places the organism in Eukaryota, Fungi, Ascomycota, Eurotiomycetes, Eurotiales, Aspergillaceae. Bases 1 to 285 code for a protein of 94 amino acids. The transcript has 2 exons. The record is from RefSeq and is a predicted model, not a curated record.
AUGCGCAACUCAGCACCAACCACGUAUCUAGGCGAUCCAGCAGCUUCGCAAAUGCAGCGACUCGGUGGUGAUGGCAGCAACUCCUCCUCGCCUGGCCUGAGACAACCUCGAGCGAGCAGCCGCGCGGAAAUGCUGAUUCCGGCAACGAGACGUCGUCAAAGACUGAACGCUCCCCUUCCGACCGCGAGGGAGACCAGCAGCACGCCACGAGUUGUCGCCAGUUCCGCCUUAGGGGCAUUGAGAAUCGCAGCGGCACAGCCCUUGAUGUUCUACACGGCGCUCUGA